Molecule: messenger RNA, 6381 nt
Organism: Closterium sp. NIES-67
Lineage: Eukaryota; Viridiplantae; Streptophyta; Zygnematophyceae; Desmidiales; Closteriaceae
Source: the annotation of a GenBank genome assembly
GCAGAGGAGGAGAAGAGCGGAGGAGGAGUGGAACGGAGGAGGAGAGGAGCGGAUGAGGAGAGGAGCGGAGGAGGAAAGGAGCGGAGGAGGAGAGGAGCAGAGGAGCAGAGGAUCGGAGGAGGAGAGGAGCGGAGGGGGAGAUGAGCGGAGGAGGACAGGAGUGGAGGAGCAGAGGAGCGUAAGAGCAGAGGAGCGGAGGAGGAGUGGAGCGGAGGAGAGGAGUGGAGGAGGAGAGGAGGGGAGGAUCAGAGGAGCGGAGGAGCAGAGGAUGCAUAGGAGCGGAGGAGCGGUGGAGCAGUGGAGCGGAGGAGGAGAGGAGUGGAGGAGGAGAGGAGCGGCGGAGCAGAGGAGCGGAGGAGGAGAGGAGUGGAGGAGGAUAGGAGUGGAGGAGGAGAGGAGCGGAGGAGGAGAGGAGCGGAGGAGCAGAGGAGCGGAGGAGCAGACGAGCGGAGGAGGAGAGGAGCAGAGGAGGAGAAGAGCGGAGGAGGAGUGGAGCGGAGGAGGAGAGGAGCAGAGGAGCAGAGGAUCGGAGGAGGAGAGGAGCGGAGGGGGAGAUGAGCGGAGGAGGACAGGAGUGGAGGAGCAGAGGAGCGUAAGAGCAGAGGAGCGGAGGAGGAGUGGAGCGGAGGAGAGGAGUGGAGGAGGAGAGGAGGGGAGGAUCAGAGGAGCGGAGGAGCAGAGGAUGCAUAGGAGCGGAGGAGCGGUGGAGCAGUGGAGCGGAGGAGGAGAGGAGUGGAGGAGGAGUGGAGCGGCGGAGCAGAGGAGCGGAGGAGGAGAGGGGCCGAUGAGGAUAGGAGCGGAGGAGGAGAGGAGCGGAGGAGAAGAGGAGCGGAGGAGCAGACAAGCGGAGGAGCAGACGAGCGGAGGAGGAGAAGAGCGGAGGAGGAAGGAGCGGAGGUAUAGAGGAGCAGAGGAGCAGAGGAGCGGAGGAGGAGAGGAGCGACAGGGCAGAGGAGCAGAGGAGGAGAAGAGCAGAGGAGGAGAGGAGCGGAGGAGGAGGGGAGCAGAGGAGGAGAGGAGCCGAGGAGGAGAGGAGCGGAGGACGAGAGGAUCGGAGAAGCUGACGAGUGGAGGGGCAGAGGAGCGGAGGAGGAGAGGAGCGGAGGAGGAGAGGAGCGGAGGAGCAGAGGAGCAGAGGAGCAUAGGAGCGGAGGAGGAGAGGAGCAGAGGAGGAGAGGAGCGGAGGAGCAGAGGAGCGGAGGAGGAGAGGAGCAGAGGAGGAGAGGAGCGGAGGAGGAGGGGAGCGGAGGAGGAGAGGAGCGGAGGAGGAGUGGAACGGAAAAGGAGAGGUGCGGAUGAGGAGAGGAGCGGAGAAGCAAAGGAGCGGAGGAGCAGAGGAGCGGAGGUAAAGAGGAGCAGAGGAGCAGAGGAGCUGAGGAGGAGAGGAGCAGCGGGGCAAGGGAGCAGAGGAGGAGAGGAGCGGAGGAGGAGAGGAGUGGAGGAGCAGAGGAGCGAAGGAGCAGAGAUGCGGAGGAGUAGAGGAGUGCAGGAGCAGAGCAGCGGAGGAGGAGAGGAGCGGAGGAGCAGAGGAGCGCCCGUGCAGAGCAGCAGAAAGGGAGAGGAGCGGAGAAGGAGAGGAGUGGAGGAGGAGAAGAGCGGAGGAGCAGUGGAGCGGAGGAGGAGAGGAGCGGCGGGGCAGUGCAGUGGAAGAGCAGAGGAGUGGAGAAGGAGAGGAGCAGAGGAGGAGAGGAGCCGCGGAGCUGUGGAGCGGAGCUUCAGAGGAGCAGAGGAGAGGAGCGGAGGAGCAGAGGAGUGGAGGAGCAGAGGAGCGGAGGAGCAGAGGAGCAGGGAGCAUUGGAGUAAAGAAGCAGAGGAGCGGAGCAGGAGAGGAGCGAAGGAGGAGAGGAGCGGAGGAGCAGAGGAGCGGGGGACGAGAGGAGCGGUGGGGCAGAGGAGCAGAGGAGGAGAGGAUCGGAGGAGGAGAGGAGCGGAGGAGGAGAGGAGCGGAGGAGGAGAGGAGACAAGGAGGAGAGGAGCAGAGGAGCAGAGGAGCGGAGGAGCAGAGGAGCGGAGGAGCAGAGGAGCAGAGGAGCAGAGGAGCAGAGGAGCAGAUAAGCGGAAGAGCAGAGGAGCAGAGAUGGAGAGAAGCGGAGGAGCAGAGGAGCGGAGAAGCAGAGGAGCGAGGGAGCAGAGGAGCGAAGGAGCAGAAGAGUGGAGGAGAAGAGGAGAAGAGGAGCAGAGGAGCGGAGGACGAGAGGAGCGGCGGGGCAGAGGAGCAGAGGAGGAGAGGAUCGGAGGAGGAGAGGAGCGGAGGAGGAGAGGAGCGGAGGAGCAGUGGAGCGGAGGUGGAGAUGAGAGGAGGAGGAGAGGAGCGGAGGAGAAGAGGAGCGGAGGAGCAGACAAGCGGAGGAGCAGACGAGCGGAGGAGCAGACAAGCGGAGGAGCAGACGAGCGGAGGAGGAGAAGAGCGGAGGAGGAGUGGAACGGAGGAGGACAGGAGCGGAUGAGGAGAGGAGCGGAGGAGGACAGGAGCGGAGGAGCAGAGGAGCGGAGGAGCAGAGGAGCGGAGGAGCAGAGGAGCGGAGGAGGAGAGGAGCGGAGGAGGAGGGGAGCGGAGGAGGAGAGGAGCGGAGGAGGAGUGGAACGGAAAAGGAGAGGUGCGGAUGAGGAGAGGAGCGGAGAAGCAAAGGAGCGGAGGAGCAGAGGAGCGGAGGUAAAGAGGAGCAGAGGAGCAGAGGAGCUGAGGAGGAGAGGAGCAGCGGGGCAAGGGAGCAGAGGAGGAGAGGAGCGGAGGAGGAGAGGAGUGGAGGAGCAGAGGAGCGAAGGAGCAGAGAUGCGGAGGAGUAGAGGAGUGCAGGAGCAGAGCAGCGGAGGAGGAGAGGAGCGGAGGAGCAGAGGAGCGCCCGUGCAGAGCAGCAGAAAGGGAGAGGAUCGGAGAAGGAGAGGAGUGGAGGAGGAGAAGAGCGGAGGAGCAGUGGAGCGGAGGAGGAGAGGAGCGGCGGGGCAGUGCAGUGGAGGAGCAGAGGAGUGGAGAAGGAGAGGAGCAGAGGAGGAGAGGAGCCGCGGAGCUGUGGAGCGGAGCUUCAGAGGAGCAGAGGAGGAGAGGAGCGGAGGAGCAGAGGAGUGGAGGAGCAGAGGAGCGGAGGAGCAGAGGAGCAGGGAGCAUUGGAGUAAAGAAGCAGAGGAGCGGAGCAGGAGAGGAGCGAAGGAGGAGAGGAGCGGAGGAGCAGAGGAGCGGGGGAUGAGAGGAGCGGUGGGGCAGAGGAGCAGAGGAGGAGAGGAUCGGAGGAGGAGAGGAGCGGAGGAGGAGAGGAGCGGAGGAGGAGAGGAGACAAGGAGGAGAGGAGCAGAGGAGCAGAGGAGCGGAGGAGCAGAGGAGCGGGGGAGCAGAGAAGCAGAGGAGCAGAGGAGCAGAGGAGCAGAUAAGCGGAAGAGCAGAGGAGCGGAGAUGGAGAGAAGCGGAGGAGCAGAGGAGCGGAGAAGCAGAGGAGCGAGGGAGCAGAGGAGCGAAGGUGCAGAAGAGUGGAGGAGAAGAGGAGAAGAGGAGCAGAGGAGCGGAGGACGAGAGGAGCGGCGGGGCAGAGGAGCAGAGGAGGAGAGGAUCGGAGGAGGAGAGGAGCGGAGGAGGAGAGGAGCGGAGGAGCAGUGGAGCGGAGGUGGAGAUGAGAGGAGGAGGAGAGGAGCAGAGGAGCAGAUGAGCGGAGGAGCAGAGGAGCAGAGGAGCAGAGGAGCGGAGGAGCAGAGGAGCGGAGGAGCCAAGGAGUGGAGUAUGAGUGGAGCAGAGGAGAGGAGCGGAGGAGGAGAGGUGCAGAGGAGCAGAGGAGCGGAGGAGCAGAGGGGCGGAGGAGCAGAGGAGUGGAGGACGAGAGGAGGAGAGGAGGAGUGCAGCGGAGGAGAGGAACCUAGGAGGAGAGGAGGGGAGGAUCAGAGGAGCGGAGGAGCAGAGGAAACAUUGGAGCAGAGGAGCAGAGGAGUGGAGGAGGAGAGGAGCGGCGGGGCAGAGGAGCGGAGGAGCAGAGGAGCGGAGGAGGAGAGGAGCGGAGGAGGAGAGCGGGGCAGAGGAGCAGAGGAGAGGAGCGGAGAAGGAGAGGAGCGGAGGGGCAGAGGAGCAGAGGAGCAGAGGAUCGGAGGAGCUGACGAGCGGGGGAGCAGAGGAGUGGAGGAGGAGAGGAAUGGAGGAGGAGAGGAUCCGAGGAGCAGAUUAGCGGAGGAGCAGAGGAGCGGAGGAGGAGAGGAGCAGGGGAGGAGAGGAGAGGAGGAGGAGAGGAGUGGAGGAGCAGAGGAGCGAAGGAGGAGAGGAGCGGAAGAGCAGAGGACCGGAGGAGGAGUUGAGCGGAGGAGGAGAGGAGCGGAGGAGGACAGGACCAGAGGAGGAGAGGAGAGGAGGAGGAGAGGAGCAGAGGAGCAGAUGAGCGGAGGAGAAGAGGAGCGGAGGAGGAGUGGAGCGGAGGAGAGGAGCCUAGGAGGAGAGGAGGGGAGGAUCAGAGGAGCGGAGGAGCAGAGGAGGCGGAGGAGUGGAGGUGCAGAGGAGCGGAGGAGGAGAGGAGCGGCGGGGCAGAGGAGCGGAGGAGCAGAGGAGCGGAGGAGGAGAGGAGCGGAGGAGGAGUGGAGCGGCGGGACAGAGGAGCGGAGGAGGAGAGGAUCGGAGGAGAAGAGGAGCGGAGAUGGAGAGAAGCGGAGGACCAGAGGAGCAGAGGAGCAGAGGAGCGGAGGAGGAGAGGAGCGGAGGAGGAGAGGAGCGGAUGAGCAGAGGAGCGGAGAUGGAGAGAAGCGGAGGAGCAGAGGAGCGGAGGAGGAGAGGAGCGGAGGAAGAGACGAGCAAAGGAGCAGAGGAGCGGGGGAGCAGAGGAGCGGAGAAGCAGAGGAGCGGAGGAGGAGAGGAGCGAUGGAGGAGAGGAGCGGAGGAGCAGAGGAGGGGGGGAGCAGAGGAGCGGAGGAGCAGAUGAGUGCUGGAGAAGAGGAGCAGAGGAGCAGAGGAGCAGAGGAGCAGAGGACGAGAGGAGGGGCGGGGCAGAGGAGCAGAGGAGGAGAGGAUUGGAGGAGGAGAGGACCGGAGGAGGAGAGGAGCGGAGGAGCAGAGGAGCGGAGGAGCAGAGGAGCGGAGGUGGAGUGGAGCAGAGGAGCAGAGGAGAGGAGGAGGAGCGGAGCGGAGGAGCAGAGGAGAGGAGGAGAAGAGGAGCGGAGGAGGAGUAGAGCGGAGGAGAGGAGCCUAGGAGGAGUUGAGGGGAGGAUCAGAGGAGCGGAGGAGCAGAGAGGAGCGGAGGAGGAGAGGAGCAGAGGAGGAGAGGAGCGGGGGAGCAGUGGAGCGGAGGAGCAGAGGAACGGAGGAGCAGAGGAGCGGAGGAGGAGAGGAGCGAAGGAGGAGAGGAGUGGAAGAGGAGAGGAGCGGAGAAGGAGGCAAGAGGAGGAGCAGAGGUGCGGAGGAGCAGAGGAGCGGAGGAGGAGAGGAGCGGCGGGGCAGAGGAGCGGAGGAGGAGAGGAGCGGAGGAGGAAAGGAGCGGAGGAGGAGAGGAGCGGAGGAGGAGAGAAGCGGAGGAGGAGAAGAGCGGAUGAGCAGAGGGGCGGAGGAGGAGAGGAGCGGAGGAGAAGAGGAGCACCGGUGCAGAGGAGCAGAGGAGGAGAGGCGCGGAGAAGGAGAGAAGCAGAGGAGCAGAGGAGCGGUGGAGUAGAGGUGCGGUGGAGGAGAGGAGCGACGGGGCAGAGGAGCGGAGGAGCAGAGGAGCGGAGGAGUAGAGGAGCGGAGGAGGAGAGGACCGGGGGAGCAGAGGAGUGGAGGAGCAGAGGAGCGGAGGAGCAGAGGAGCGGAGGAGCAGAGGAGCGGAGGAGGAAGGAGCCAAGGAGCGGAGGAGGAGAGGAGUGGCAGCGCAGAGGAGCGGCGGAACGAAGGGGGACCAUGGGCAGACUGCAGGGGGUUAGGAUGGAGCGUGGAAGGGGAACCUUGGGAAGAUGACAUGGGGAAAGGUGGAUGCCUGGACGGGGGAUUUUGAGCAGUCUGCAGGGUGAACGUAGGGUUACUGGAGUGGGGAUGUGGGCAGAAUGGUCACGAGAGAAUGACGGGGUAGGCAAGUUGGGGGAAGGAGGGAGACAUGGGGAGGAUGGACGCACAAUAUACAGGAGGGGCCAUUGCUUCCUACUGGUGUGUUUGGAGCUUCCCCGCUUGACUGCACUAAGAGCGGUGUUUGUUUUUCUAUAUAUUUGCUGCAGUCAUCAUAUUACAAGUACCAGGGUUGUGGACCUAGCACAUUGUUCGGCAGACCCUGCCAGGUUUAGAAGGUUUGGAGAAGGCACAACCAGGAACACAAGACCUGUUUGCAUAGAUACUCUUGGCAGAAGAGGGCUAGCUGAAACCGUGAGCCACAAGAGUGGCCAGUGGACACACGUGUUGCACGGCCUCAUGGUCAUGUUUACUGUUUUCUUACCCAAGAAACAUCGUAAAACCAU